This is a messenger RNA of Entelurus aequoreus (snake pipefish), 640 nucleotides long. Its product is annotated as protein LBH-like. The coding region runs from base 137 to 430 and encodes 97 amino acids. Lineage: Eukaryota; Metazoa; Chordata; Actinopteri; Syngnathiformes; Syngnathidae. The record is from RefSeq and is a predicted model, not a curated record. The transcript is spliced from 4 exons.
GCGCAUGCUCCCGGCACUUGGAUGCCAAGCGGCGAACUUGCCUGCCCGUCGCCCACAACAGCCUGCAUCCUCUUCAUCAGCACCAGUGUGAUGAAGACAGUCCUGCUCUGACAUUCUGGACCAGCCUGCAUACAGGAUGACCGAGGUGAUGAACUCCCUGGAGUCGGGCUCGGACGACUUUGGCGGUGCAGCGGGAGGCGACCAGAAUACCAUAUUCCCAGGGCCCCACGAAAGGCAUCCAAAGUUGUCCAAGAGGCUUCCCUCCAUCGUGGUGGAGCCCACGGACGGAGCGGAAGUGGAGAGCGGCGAGCUGCGAUGGCCGCCGGAACCCAGCUCGCCAGACGCGCCGACCGCACCGGCAGUUGAUGUCCAGGUCCAAGCCGGUGUCGGCGGGGGGAUGUCCGGGGCGGAGAUGCCGGCCUCCAACUGAACAACCGCUGACGGUAUAAAAGAAAAACUCCACGGUAGCUGUGACUCGGUCCCCACGCGGACCAGGGAGCUCCAAUAGAAGAGCACUUAUUAUUAGUGUGUGUGGAUAGAGAGCUUUGUGGCGCCAACAGGAGGCCAGAGUAGAAAUAGCAGGCGAGCUGACCUGACAGUGAUGUCUGCACCUUGAAAUAAAAUGUGUUUUGUUUGUAAA